AUGGCUACAGGCUGUGAAGACUCGGAUGUGACCUUGCAGGUGUUGCGACUUCCUGCCCCGUGGUUUGAGACAGCACUUACGCCUGAGAUGUAUUAUUAUGACCCUCGCCCGGACGACGACAUGCCGGAUGACGAUGCCACCAUCAUUGACUCUUCUUUGCACAGCAGCUCCAGUCAAUCAUCUAUGGCCACCGAUUGUUCUUGCUGCUCUGACGGGUUUGCGAUUGAGUUUGACCUUGUGAGCACGCUGACAGAUGCUUUCACUGACAUGGGGGAGCGAGCCAACCAGCUGGCAUACACCUGUCUGCAUACAGGGUUCGUGACCUUUAGUCAAUUACAGCAGCUAUGCCUUCUUCUACCAGUCGAUGCGAAGCCACGCAAACACAUGGUGGAUAGCAGUCACUCCUACUCGCGCUGCCAGGAGUCCCGGUGCUUUACAACAGGUGCCUACAUCUUCGGUGGCGAAGCGGGGCCCUUUACAACUGUCACACUCUCGCUGAAUCAGCAGUCUGGGGUACAUGUGGAUGCACACAACAGCCGGACUUUUCAAAAUAUUGUGAUUCCGGCCGGCUAUUGGGACGCUGGCGAACUUUGGGUCUCCAGUGACCGUGGCUGCAUCACAUUCCCAGGUACCGAGCUGCUAGGCGAUGUUGUGCCAGUAAGACACCCUUUUACCUUGCUGGAUGCAACGCAGCCGCAUGCAGUGUUUGACUGGACGGGAGAGCGGACGGUCGUCAUUGGUUUUCACAUUCGAGAUGCAUGGAGACUUCAACCGGAUGAUCUCGCCAUGCUUGCUGAUGCUGGCUUCCAUGUUCGGACCUGUGAGCGAGUGACUGACCCAUACAUGUCGGUCAUCGAGGUACAGUGA
This is a messenger RNA of Symbiodinium sp. CCMP2592, 867 nucleotides long. The record is from the annotation of a GenBank genome assembly. Lineage: Eukaryota; Dinophyceae; Suessiales; Symbiodiniaceae.